This is a messenger RNA of Amorphotheca resinae ATCC 22711, 3186 nucleotides long. RefSeq lists its product as hypothetical. The coding region runs from base 307 to 3186 and encodes 959 amino acids. Gene Ontology annotation, biological process: double-strand break repair. The record is from RefSeq and is a predicted model, not a curated record. Lineage: Eukaryota; Fungi; Ascomycota; Leotiomycetes; Helotiales; Amorphothecaceae. The transcript has a single exon. Gene Ontology annotation, cellular component: site of double-strand break; nucleus.
CAUGCAGAACGAUACAGCAAUGCGCGGGGAAAAGGAGGCAGGAGAGACAGCCACGUGACUCGGCGACCUCCACGCGAGCUUUCUGGGGAUACCACAGGGACCUAAAGUGCUUUAUCCUUCACAAUACGCGUCGCGCGUAUCGUCGAGUUUCGGGCCCCUCCCUGGACCAAAUGUGCAUCUGCAUCUGCACCUGCACAUCAACCUCGAGCAUCACAAGGCGAAGGCGCACGGUGCCAUGCGUUAUUCAUACGUUCAUGUCACUCCGCCCGGUUGGAUCUGGAUUCACCUCAGACAGCAUCGUCUACAAUGAGCUCCCCAGCCUGGACUGUCCACCCCACUCAUAAUACCGCGCCGGUCCUUGAAUUCCGCUGCCUAUUCACACAAGAUCUCCGACGCAAGCAGAAACGGUGGCAGGAUGGGCGGCUCAAGUUCCAUACCUUCAACAAGCGGGUUAUGGUCUAUGAUGAGAGAUCCAACUUCGUGGGCGACACACAUUGGCGCGAGGACUCGGAGUUCAAUGAGGGAGAGGAACUGGAGCUGGAACGAGGAGGGAGCCUUGUUCAAGUUGGGGAAUGUAUCGGGAAGAGGGACCAGGACCUUUCCGAGUUGGUGGACAAGAGAGUGAAGGAGAGAGAAGAGAGAGUCGCGGCGAGGAUUGCUGGCGCAUCACCCUCCCGGCCCCAAGCUUCACCUAUUCGGCCUCAGAACUCAACGCCUGUCGCAGCACUGUAUCCAAGGCCCAAACCGUUAAAUGAAGUUCUUGGGACCCCUACAGGACAUUAUGGCAGAGCUACGGUAUCGAACUUAUCGCCGUUCGAACAGAAGCACCAAGGCAGCCUAGACGACAACAUAAACCACAGGCCUGCCAAAAGGCAGAAACAGAACCAUCUUGCUCCGAGCAAGAAUGGCUAUGCCCAAAACCUCACAGGUGCUACAUUAACUCUAGCAUCAACAAGACCACCUAGCACACCAACGAUUCGUUACGAGCCCUUGAGACCAAGUAUCCAGCGUCCACAAGCAGAGACUAUUGAUCUUACAAAGGAAGAAGGAGAGGGUGGUGGGAUGGGUCGGAGAGCUAUCAGAGACGAGAGCUCCUCCCGGAAAAGUCCCGGUAGGGUACAAAAGCGGAAAUCAAACAGAUCCUCUCCUAAAAGAAGCGGGUAUGCUAGAAACCUUACUGGGGCGGCAUUGACUUUGACUGGAAUGGAAGCAUUCGCAUCGAAGAGCUCAGCGACUAAUCUAGCCAUAUCUACACGGAGUUCAGCUUCAGUUGACCUGGAGGACGAUUGCGCCUCAUCCCCAUCGGAGGAUGGCUUCGUGGUGAUUGAUGGAUCUAGCAGAACAACAACAACUAGAACAGUCACAAAACCAAAGCAGGCCAGCAACGCAAGGGUUUCUGAAGCAGAUUUGCCACGAAACCCCUCUCCAUCUUCCUCCACCUCGGCAAUAGAUUCAUCUAUACCAAAAUCUGCUCCAAAAUAUGCCCCUAAACCGAUCGUGAGCCAUGAAAACAAAACUACCAAAAGCUCACCUGCAACCGGUUUGACAACCGAACAACCCGUCACUGCCUUACGGAUCAAGUCUAGACCGCCACGGAAAAUGAUGAUGUUAAUGGAACCUCCAAGAUCUCGGCCAUCGACCUCGGGCGAAACCUCGAAAAAGAGCAAGAAGAUGCCUAAAGAAGGCUUGAAAUGUGCACCACCAUCUGAUGAGGCAACUCCUCCUGAAGCGCGAGAACGAUUAAAUUCACACUGCAAGAAGCAAGGAGAAUUCUUGGAACCGGAUGACGAACAACCUAGUUUGGACUUGGAUGAAUUCUCAUCCUCUCCUAUCGAUAGUGGGAUUGAUCACAACAUGCAUGACAACUUCUUAUCACGAAGAAAGCCAUCCGCAGGCAAAGCGUAUUCGAUAAUUCCUUCUGCUCCCACCCACAGUGUUGGGUCCCUCGAGAAGCCAACAGAAAUUCCAAAAGUCAUAGAAGGAAUGGAUGAGAAUAUCCCAACAGCUGGGAAGUUAAACCGCACCAUUAACUCAGUGCAUGAUGCCACGGAUAAGGGCCUGCAUGUACCGUCUCAACCUGUCAGCAUCAUUGUCAAUUCAAGUACUAUGACGGAGAAGAGUAUGGGGACUGGCAAAUCCGAUAUCGAUGGAUCAACAUAUGCUCAGAAAGGAGAGAUUGUACCACAGACAGACGUCCACGCUGCUGAUGACACUGCGAGGAUAUCGCUACAAGACUCGAUUUCCACUACUGUUGGGGGCAAGAAUACGACACUUGCCAAGAAUACCAGCUCCGCUGCAGAUGAGGCAAAGACAACGAACUCCAGUGUCUCUGCUACCUUGGAGUCAGAGAUGGAAACGAUGGGUAAAUCAAACUCACCUCUGCGGAAGGAAGCACUACUAAAACUGGGCCGCCUUCCGGAUGAAAAUACUGAGGCACGCCUGUCAAAGCCUCAUGUUCGUGUUGAGGGCCAAGUACUUGUCGAUGAACCUAACGAUACAAACCAGCCAGCCCCGGGAACUGGCGAACCUGAGGCGGCAGGAUCAUCAACGGCACCGGGAGAUCUUGGAAUUACGGAGAAUGGGGGGACUGUUCCCACUGUCUCGACUGUAACCAGAUUGGAAAAUGCCUCCCAGGCAACUGACCAUUUUCAGGGAAGUGUCAAGGUUUCAGUCACUCAACCGAAUGGAACUGAUCAGCGAGUCCAUCCUCACUGGCAAGAAGCUAGAAACAUCGAAACGGUCUCGAGCGAGGUUAUGAUUAAACCUUCACCUAAACCUUCGCCCACGAUAGCCAUGUCAGACAUCGAUGCCAGCGCUGAAGAAAGAAUUACUGGCUUCAACCCUGCCAAUGGCAUGGAGCAGACAGCAGAAUCCACAACAAUAAUUCCACCCAAAGCGAGAGUCAUAAAUCCUGCAACACGGGGCCCAUCAAUCAAAGUUAUGGCCAACAAGACGAUUGACACAAUGGCUCCUCCUGCAUUCAACGUGAUGCCAAAGAUGCCUCCACCUCCUCACAGUUCAAGUUCAACAACCCGACAAGAGACAGUAGUCACGACAGCAGAAGAAAAGCCUGGAAUCGCUGGAUCGCUUGCGGAGACGCAGGUUUGCGGACCUUGGAGUCGGGAAUCUUUCGAUUUAUUCGGUUCUUGGAAACCUCCACCCGGGAGAGCUUCAAUGAAUGCAUGA